AUGAAAAGAUCUCAAUCAGCUAGACCACCCAGUAAAAAACGAUAUGACAUCGAUUAUGAAAUCAAAACAGUUACAGGUGAUAAAACAUAUGAAGGAGGAAUAACUUUUAAAAUUCGUGGUGAAUUCGGACUAAUAACAGUUCCAUUGUCGCAAACAAUCAGUGGCGAAAAACCAUUUCAAUCCAAAGCUACCGAUGAAUUUAAAUGUCGGGCAAAUGAUGUGGGCAACAUAAAACGACUUACCAUUGAAUAUAAUGGAAGAAAAACUGAUAAUGUUUGGCAUCUAAAAACGCUUCAAAUUAUUAAAGCAAAUGAAUGCUACAAUUUUCAUGCAAAUGUACGUCUUGAUUAUAGUGAACAAAAAAUUGUUCUACACCCCACUGAUCAAAGAAAAGAAGAUUUCGUGCAAACUGAAUUACGUCGUUUAAAAGAAAAUCUUCAUACUGAAUCGUUAAAAAUGCGUCGACCACCACAUAAAGCUCACGCACCAUUUGUUUACAAUGAUUUAAAACCAUAUUUUGAUACUAGUAAUGUAGAAAAAGCAAUUCACGAACCACUAGAAAAUCAGGCGGGCUAUUAUACACGUGUAACAGCACUGCGUAUUGUGGAGCCGUGGGAAGCAUAUGGUAUGGACUAUGGAGUAAAUUACGAAUUAUUGAAACAACGAAGACUUCCCUGUCAGAGUGCAAAAAGAUCACUACCCACUCAAAAUGGUAUGAUACUUCUUCCACCACCUACACUUCCAUUCGGUGGCCAAAUCACUCACAUUAAUCCUACUAAAGUAGAUCGUUCACGUUCAUCAGUUUCAUCAGCUUCAUCAAAACGUAGAUCUACAGCACGACAUAGUAAUCAACAAAGUCAAACAAGGACAAAAGAGUCGAUCGAUCGAACACAAGGUUCAACUCAUUUGCCAGAAUUUCCUUGUGUUACUAUGGAAAAGCCUGCGGAAUAUCAUCGACCAUUGACCUUAAACGAUGUUUCAAGUAUAAGAUCGUACAUAAGAAGUCAUAGUGCUGUACGAGCUAACUUUCAAAAAGAUAAAGAUUACAAACGAACGCAAGAUGAUUUCUAUCGAAUGCAAUUAGAUAGUGCUGCUGGACAUCAUUCAAGAACUCGAGACAACAUGGUACGUGUCUAUCAUUCGUAUCUUGGAACAACACCUGGCUCACGGAAAGCUGUACGUGAUCUGUGCGAUCAACUACCACUAAACACUACUAAAACAACCGUCGAAUCAACAGUUUAA
Molecule: messenger RNA, 1242 nt
Organism: Rotaria socialis
Lineage: Eukaryota; Metazoa; Rotifera; Eurotatoria; Philodinida; Philodinidae
Source: the annotation of a GenBank genome assembly